AUGCAUCACAGGAAGCAGCAUCACAGGAAGCAGCAUCACAGGAAAGCAGCAUCACAGGAAGCAGCAUCACAGGAAGCAGCAGCACAGGAAGCAGCAGCACAGGAAGCAGCAGCACAGGAAGCAGAGGGGGAGGAUGGGGAGGAGUCAGAGGAGGAGGGUGAUAAGGAGGGAAAGGAGAGAGAAGAGAGAGAAGAAGGCAAGGAGGAAGAGGAGGGAGAGGGGGGAGAGGAGGAAGAGGAGGACGAAGAGGGCGAAGAGGAGGAGGAAGAGGAGGAAAAGGAGGAGGAAGAGGAGGAAGAAGAGGAAGAGGAGGAAGAGGAGGAGGAAAAGGGUGAAGAGGAAGAGGAGUCAAAUACAGCAGCGGCACAGGAGGAGGAUGAAUUAGACCUUGCAACGGGGCUGGCUGUGGUAUUUGGGAGUAGGGCGGAUAGGAUUGCGUGGGAGGUGGAGGGGGGAUGGGGAGGAGAGGGGUCGAGAGAGAAGGGAGAAUUGGGAGGAGAGGGGAGGGAGGAGGGGUGUGAGGAACAGUAUGGGGCAGCGAGUGAGAGGGGGGCAGCAGAGAAGCGUUAUAUAUCCAUAGGUGAGGAGGGAGAGGAGUGGAGAGGGGAGUGCGUAGAGAGAAAGUAUAGGAGGGAGGAGGAGGAGGAUGGAGAGAGGGAUGGAGAGAGGUACGAAGGAGGAGGAGGAGGAGGAGGAGGAGGAGGAGGAGGAGGAGGAGGAGGAGGAGGAGGAGGAGGAGGAGGAGGAGGAGGAGGAGGAGGAGGAGGAGGAGGAGGAGGAGGAGGAGGGGAGGAAAGACGAGAAGGGAUGGAAAAAGGAGAAGGGAAGGGAGGUGGGAAUGGAGGAGAGGGAGUAAGGAAGGAGGAGGAGUGGGAGGAAUGGGAUAGAGAGUGGGCAAUAGAGGAUGCAGAGAAAGUGGGUCGGUUGCUGGUAGGGGGGAAGAGGAAGCGGGGAGGAAGGGGAGACGGGAAGGGAGUGGAGAACGAUAAGGGUGGUGAGAGUGAUGCGAGAUGCACGAGGAUAAAGAAAGAAGGAAAGGGAGUGAGGCAGGAAGGUAUGUUUGGUUCAAAACUCCCAAGGAAAGAUCCCCGAAAGAAGGAGCCGGCGUUUGAAGCGAAAGGGGAAGGACGUGAGGAAGAAAAUAUUAGUACAGGAAGGCUACAGCUAGGAGCAGGCGGCGGUAUUGGUGUUCAAGGUGCAACUUCUGCUGCAGUUUCAAGGGAGGGAGAAGCUUUUGAGAAUUCUCAACAGUUAAGGGCAGGCAAUAUGGGUGCUCAAGGGGUAACUUCUGCUGCUGUUUCAAGGGAGGGAGAAAAGCUGGAAGCAGCAGCGAGUCUGUGGCAGAGGGAUAGUAUUGUGGAUAGUGAGCUCACAGCACCUAGCAAGGCACAGAGGGAGGGAGGAGGGAAGCUGGGAGCAGCAGUGAGGUUGUGGCAGCGGGUGGUACAGCAGUGGGGGGUGUACCGGAGGUGGCUCAAGCUGGUGGCGCUGCAUUGCCCCAACCUGCAGUUUGAAGUGAUGAUUGAACGCGCCAGGUCGAACCACCACUCGGCUACACCGACAGUCUAUGACAAGGGGGUCAUCAGCUUCAGGAGCAAUGUGCUUUUAGCCUUUGGCCUGCGCCGCCGCUUUCAAGAGUCUCUCCUUCUUCUCAUCGACGCCGCUCACACUGCUUUCUACGCCCCAACGCACGGCACUUCCGCUUCAAGUGCUGCUGCAAUAGUCCCUGACACAGCGCACCUGGUUCCACUGCUAAAGCAGAUUAAGCAUCUCUUUCAA
Messenger RNA from Closterium sp. NIES-65, 1779 nucleotides. The record is from the annotation of a GenBank genome assembly. Lineage: Eukaryota; Viridiplantae; Streptophyta; Zygnematophyceae; Desmidiales; Closteriaceae.